This is a messenger RNA of Xyrichtys novacula (pearly razorfish), 972 nucleotides long. NCBI's taxonomy places the organism in Eukaryota, Metazoa, Chordata, Actinopteri, Labriformes, Labridae. The record is from the annotation of a GenBank genome assembly.
AUGGCUUCUCUAGGGAUUCAGAUGCUGGCCAGCGCCUUGUGCCUCCUGGGUUGGGCCGGGGUCAUCAUCAGCUGCAUCAUGCCCAUGUGGCGGGUCACGGCCUUUGUAGGCAGCACCAUUGUCACCUCUCAAACCAUCUGGGAGGGGAUCUGGAUGACCUGUGUGGUCCAGAGUACAGGUCAGAUACAAUGUAAACCUUACGAGUCUCUCCUCGCCCUCAGUGCAGACUUGCAGGCAGCGAGGGCUCUCACUGUCCUUGCCAUCGCAACAGGGGGCAUCGGCCUCAUUUUGGCUUUUAUUGGGGGGAAAUGCACUCGCUUUUUGGAUGAAGAAGGAGGCGGAGUCAAGGGAAAGGUGGCCAUAGCAGCAGGGGGGGUGUUGAUUGCCACAGGGCUGCUGUGUUUGAUCCCCACAUCAUGGGCAGCAGGGGCCGUUGUGAGGAAGUUCUACAGUGCUUCCAUAGACGCCCAGCGGAGGGAGAUCGGAGCCAGCCUCUACAUCGGCUGGGGGGCAUCUCUUCUGCUGAUGCUGGGAGGAGGUUUGUUCAUCAGCUCCGCAUGCCCUCUAAAGGCCCAUAAUGAUGACAAAAGCCCCUCCGUCCGCUACCUGGUGGUCCGCUCCUCCAACGGGUCAAUCCCGACUCAUCACAGCAGAAUACCAUCAGCAAAGGCUCAGCCUGUGAGGGCCAUGUUUCCGAGGUCUCAAAGCUAUGAGGGGGAGUCCACAAAGUCUCAAAUGUACGCAAGGCCCCCCUGGGAAGAAGAGCCUGUGCUGGGCUCAAGGCAACAGUCAGAGAGAUCGUGGGCACCAUCGACAAAAUCCCAGAUGAAAAGACCCGGGUCGACUAAAUCUGAAAACAGCGAGGCCCCGUCCACGAAGUCUCAGCUGAAACGAGCGGAAAUGGAGGAUAAAUUAUCAGCCAAGAGUGACAAUGAGGAUGCUUCCUUAAACCCAGCAAAAACCUACCUAUAA